AUGGAGACGGAGGGGGCGACCAAAGACAUGGGGAAGAUGCUGGGAGGAGAGGAAGAGAAGGAUCCGGACGCGGCGAAGAAAGAGGAGGAACGACAGGAGGCGCUGAGACAACAGGAGGAGGAGAGGAAAGCCAAACACGCACGCAUGGAGGCGGAGAGAGAGAAAGUCCGACAGAGCAUCAGGGACAAGUACGGCCUGAAGAAGAAGGAGGAGAAGGAGGCGGAGGAGAAGGCGGCUCUGGAGCAGGCGUGCGAGGGUUCACUGACGCGCCCCAAAAAGGCCGUGCCCAAGGGCUGCGGCGACGAAGACGAGGAGGACGAGGAGAGCAUCCUGGACACCGUGCUCAAGUUCCUCCCCGGGCCUCUACAGGACAUGUUCAAGAAGUAA
Molecule: messenger RNA, 387 nt
Organism: Boleophthalmus pectinirostris (great blue-spotted mudskipper)
Lineage: Eukaryota; Metazoa; Chordata; Actinopteri; Gobiiformes; Gobiidae
Product: complexin-2
Exons: 3
Coding region: 1-387 (128 amino acids)
Biological process (GO): synaptic vesicle exocytosis; regulation of neurotransmitter secretion; neurotransmitter transport
Cellular component (GO): SNARE complex; terminal bouton
Molecular function (GO): syntaxin binding
Source: RefSeq, a predicted model, not a curated record